Molecule: messenger RNA, 1001 nt
Organism: Lathyrus oleraceus (garden pea)
Lineage: Eukaryota; Viridiplantae; Streptophyta; Magnoliopsida; Fabales; Fabaceae
Product: 40S ribosomal protein S15a-5
Exons: 3
Coding region: 160-549 (129 amino acids)
Biological process (GO): translation
Cellular component (GO): ribosome
Molecular function (GO): structural constituent of ribosome
Source: RefSeq, a predicted model, not a curated record
AAAAAAAAAAAGUUUCACAAGAAAGACGUAGAGAGAUAUAGAGGCGCAUUCUGGUGCUGCAGCGUCGCGAGGUUGCGGCGGCGAACAAACUCCGACUACCGGCAACACCGUUAUUUCACAAUUAACAAACAAAAUUGUUCUCGAUUGAGAGGGAAAAGAAUGGGGAGGAGGAUAUUGAAUGAUGCGUUGAGAAGUAUGGUGAAUGCUGAGAAGAGAGGGAAAGCUAUGGUGGAGCUUAAACCUAUAUCCACUGUCAUCUCUUCCUUUCUUCAAAUCAUGAAACACCGCGGAUAUAUCAAGGACUUUCAGGUCUAUGAUCCCCAUAGAGUGGGGAGGAUCACCGUUGAACUACAAGGUAGACUUAACGAUUGCAAGGCCCUUACAUACCGACAAGACCUAAAGGCAAAGGAUAUUGAAGCCUACAGACUGCGUACUCUUCCAACAAAUCAGUGGGGUUAUGUUGUGAUUACAACCCCCGAUGGUGUUUUGGAUCACGAAGAGGCCGCGAAAAGGAAUGUAGGUGGUCAGGUUCUUGGUUACUUUCACUAAAGUCGUCCUUUACCUUGUUAUUUUAACCAGCCACUGUGUUCAGCUAAGUUUCCCGAUAAACUUUCAAAGGAUUUGAUGAAAGAAUGUUUUAUUCAGCAAAGGUGGUUUUGUUUUCAAUUGAUGCAUUGUGCUGUAUGAAUUUUGUGGUAGUUCAUGCAUGACGAGUGUGAUGCGUUGGAUCUCAUGCCCUGUUUCUGUUAAAUAAUAGACUAGACUUGAAUGGAUAUCAUAAUCUACUUUAAAUAUGUAGUGGGGUUUGUCUAAUCCGUAGUUAGUUCAAGUUCAUACAUUCUGCACGCCGUUUUUCUUAUUUGUUUUUCCAAAGAUGCAGUUUUGGAUAUGAAGAAUGUAUCAUUCUAGAGGAUAGUCAAUGUUGAAAUUUAUUUUUCAGCCCUGUCACCUGAUGGAUAUUUUAAUGCCCAGUCAAUUGAAGACCAAUUUAUUUUACUAGA